AUGGGGAAAGCAAAAUCAGAGAGGCAUGUCAUCGCUGAAAGAGAUCCUAACGCGGCGACCAUCCGGCUGACGGUGCCUGCAGGAGGAGCACGACCCGCACCGCUUGUAGGCCCAGCCCUCGGACAGUACCGGCUCAAUCUAAUGGCCUUCUGCAAGGACUUCAACGCCCGAACCCAAAAGUACAAGCCCGACACCCCCAUGGCAGUCACGAUCACCGCCUUCAAAGACAACACCUUUGAGUUCACCGUCAAGUCUCCUUCCGUCACGUGGUACCCGAAGAAGACGGCGGGUAUCGAGUCCGGAAGCAGCAGGCCAGGCCACGUUAUCGCCACCACAUUGUCCGUCAGACACAUUUACGAGAUUGCCAAGAUUAAGCAGUCCGAUCCCUAUUGUCAAUACAUGUCCCUGGAGAGUAUUUCUAAGUCCAUUAUUUGCACUGCUAAUACUAUGGGGAUUAAAGUGGUAAAGGACUUGGAUUAGAUUCUUCAUUUCCUUUUCAAUCCAAAAACCUGAAAUGUUCUUGCUCUUCUUUGGGUUUGGUGCAUCUUAGCUGUUCGACGUAUUGUCUGCGUGAAAUCCUUGACAUGUUGGUUUAGAUGAUUUCUGCAAAUUUCAAACAUUAUUUCAA
This is a messenger RNA of Hibiscus syriacus, 628 nucleotides long. RefSeq names its product 54S ribosomal protein L19, mitochondrial-like. Bases 1 to 480 code for a protein of 159 amino acids. Lineage: Eukaryota; Viridiplantae; Streptophyta; Magnoliopsida; Malvales; Malvaceae. Gene Ontology annotation, biological process: translation. The transcript is spliced from 2 exons. The record is from RefSeq and is a predicted model, not a curated record. Gene Ontology annotation, cellular component: ribosome; large ribosomal subunit. Gene Ontology annotation, molecular function: large ribosomal subunit rRNA binding; structural constituent of ribosome.